CUCCCCGCGCCGCCCGCAGUGGGGCCGCGGCGGAGCAUGCCAAGGGGCGGGCUCGGCGCUCUCCCCUCCUUCCGGCCGUCCGGCCAGGCCCCGCACACCCCACACUCGCACCCGCACGCCGGCACUCUCUCUCUCGGCGCUUCUCACGUCUGUCAGCGCAGCCGCGCGAGGGUCCUCGGCCAGCACGUCAGACGCUGCGCCGGCGGAUGGAGAGGCAGGCUUCGACGAGCAACGGCCGCCCGCACCCCCAUCGCAGCCCCUGAGGCGCCGAGGCCGCUCCUAGACGCCGCAGCUGCACCGGCUGCGGGCGCAGAUUGCGGGCGCCGCGAAUGGGCCGCGCCCGCUGCACCGCACAGCUCGACGGCGAGCCGCUCCGCCCUUCGUGCUCUCUGCGGGGAGCGUGCACGCCUGCUGCAGCCGGGCCGCUCCCAACCGUCCCGCGACGCCGGCGAUUCAGCUUGCCUUGCUCUCUCCUCGCACUUCUCGCAGAUCAGCGCAUCAUGCACGGCAUGGCAUUCUCGCUGCCCAAAGUGGCAAUGUGACGUGGGCGAGGCCAGCGACGUGCCCUCUCUCCUCCCUCUCGAGGAUGCCUCCGUGCCUCAACCCCGCUCGCACAGACGAGAUUGCCGCGCCGACCCCGCAAGCGGAGCAUGGCACGGGGCGUGGCGCGUGUGUGUGUUGGAAACUUGGAAGCGCGCGCGCGUGCCUGGCUUUGCAGCCGAGCUGCUGCCGCCGCGCCGCCCGCUCCCGCUCCCUCGGACGAUGCCGCCGCGCCCAUCGCCUGCGCCACAGCCGCCCGCCUCCGUGCCGCGCCGGCGUUCAUGCUGCCUCCGCCGAGAUCACGCGCCGGCCGCCGCUUACGUUGCGCGUCCGGCGAGGGUGUGUCGAUCUCGCGCGCCGCACCGCAAGCGCCAGCUCGCCGCAAUCUCGAUCAGACUGCUGCCGAGCCGUCAGCGGCCCGCGAGGCCCACGGGUCGCGGAGCCUGCUGCCGUUUUGGUAUUGCCUGCGAGCGGCCCUCAUCGCGAGGAGAGGAGCUGCGCCGAGAGCUCACAUCACAGCCGCAGCGGCAGCCGCACUCGUCUCCGCUCUUGGAGAACGCCGCACCUUGAGCGUGAAAUGUGACUCAGCACCGGCACGCCCCUUGGGCAGCGAGCGGCAGCAAGACGGCUUGCGUUGGCCGGUGCCGGCCGCGGCAGGCCUGCCAAGGUCGCACGCCUCUCCGCAACCCCGCGUCCUGCCGGGGUCUAAGAGUUUGCCCUCAUCUGUGCCUGUGACGGUGCGGCCCCUCGUGAGCCGCCGGGCUGAGUCAUCCGGGGGAGCGCUGCUCAGGGGCGUUGCGGAUGGCGCGAUUUCUCGCCUCGCUCGU
Messenger RNA from Tilletiopsis washingtonensis, 1367 nucleotides. RefSeq lists its product as hypothetical. Lineage: Eukaryota; Fungi; Basidiomycota; Exobasidiomycetes; Entylomatales. The coding region runs from base 37 to 1110 and encodes 357 amino acids. The transcript has a single exon. The record is from RefSeq and is a predicted model, not a curated record.